Molecule: messenger RNA, 1278 nt
Organism: Suricata suricatta (meerkat)
Lineage: Eukaryota; Metazoa; Chordata; Mammalia; Carnivora; Herpestidae
Gene: POU2AF2
Product: chromosome 11 C11orf53 homolog
Exons: 5
Coding region: 81-938 (285 amino acids)
Molecular function (GO): DNA binding; POU domain binding
Source: RefSeq, a predicted model, not a curated record
CAGGAUCCCUUAUCAAGGAGAACAUAUUCACCAGAUAGCCUACAUUGCCGUUACAAGGAGAUUCACCAGAACCAUCCAGAAUGGAAAAUGUCCCAGGAGACUACAGCAAGCGGGUGUAUCAAGGCGUGAGAGUGAAGCACACGGUCAAAGACCUACUGGCAGAAAAACGAUCCAGGCAGACAAGUAACUCAAGAUUUAAUAGCGGAGUCACCAACACCCAGUCUGCAUUUGCCCAGAUGCCAGGUUCACCCGUGAUGUCAGGUUACUAUGGUGUCAGAAGAUCUUUCCUCUCUGACUCAGACUUCCACAACUCGAAGCAGUUUGCAAACGACGUCUCCACCUCCAAGGCCUUUCCGUGUGAGUCCCCCGCGGGGCAGAGCCACCCGGCCCUCCUGGAUUCCUACUUCCCGGAGCCCUACGCAGACCACCGGCCCCCGCCGGGCCUGACCCCCAGCACCGGCUCCCUGUUCAGCGCCUCGUCCCUGCCGCCAUUCCUGCCGCCACCCUUCCCUGGGGACCCCACACACUUCGUGCUUAGGGACUCAUGGGAGCAAACGGUGCCCGAUGGUCUCGCCCAGGCAGACCCCAUGCCCACCGACUCUCUGCAGCCCUUGCCGUCGGGCCCGGGAUGCCUCUCCCAGCUGGAGUCUGGGACCAGCGCGCAGCACCGGGGCUCCAGCUGGGGAGCCCCCCUGGCGGGCCCUCAGUCCUACUCCCUGCACACGCUGGAGGAUCUGUACCACGUGCCAGGGUACCCCACCCCGCCGCCGUAUCCCUUCACCUCUUUCAUGACCAUGCCCAACGACCUACCGCACAAGGUGGCACCCCUGGCCCCGGAGGAGGGGGCAGACGCCCCCGGCCUUCAGGACCCUUCUUCGUGGACCAAAGAGGACGGGAGCAUGGCGUGGGAGUCCUAUGAGUGCCGCAGAGCUUACUGAAGGGAGCACUGGAGGACGUCUGUCUUUCUCUGAGGUGGGGUCUGUAUUUCACGGACUGAUUCCAGCGCGCUAGCUCAUUCAUUCAGAACAGGCCAUGAUGCCGCCCUUUGUUACCAGACCGCGGGAUUCAUUUGUAAUCCUCCCUCCCACAGCCCACGAAACACAAAGUACAUUGAUUUGGGACAUCAGGGACUGAAUUCUAGCCAGACACGUGCGAGUGAUGUCUUUGUGGAACUUUAGUAACGCGUUACAUUCUGAAUUCUGUUACCUUCAAACUGUCGUGUUUAGUGCUCAUGGUUUUCUUAUGUUACAUUAAAAAGUUUAUGCACAUUGUGAAGUA